AUGGAUGGACUAAAUGACUCUUCUGUUUCUGAGUUUGUGUUGUUGGGACUGUCCAGUUCUCAAAAAACUAAAGUUUUUCUCUUGCUGACAUUCUCCUUCCUCUAUUUAGGGAUCAUCCUGGGAAAUCUCUUCAUUGUGUUUUUGGUAAUUGCUGAUUCCUACUUACAAUCCCCUAUGUACUUCCUGCUGGCUAACCUGUCCCUCAUUGAUGUGGGCCUUUCCUCCACAGCCAUCCCCAAGAUGAUCUCUGAUCUUGCAAAUGAAUACAAUAUAAUUUCUUUCCAAGGUUGUAUGACUCAGAUAUGCUUCAUCCACAUCAUGGGAGGAGUUGAGAUGGUGUUGCUCAUAGCCAUGGCAUUUGACAGGUACACGGCCAUCUGUAAGCCUCUUCACUACCUGAACAUUAUGAGCCCAAAAAGAUGUGUUGCAUUUGUAAUCACUGGAUGGAUAACUGGGGUGAUACAUGCUAUGUCUCAAUUUGCUUUUGUUAUAAACUUACCUUUUUGUGGCCCUAAUAAAAUAGACAGUUUUUACUGUGACUUUCCCAGGAUCAUAAAACUUACAUGCACAGAUGAAGCCAAGUUUGAGUUCAUUGUUGCUGCCAACAGUGGGUUUAUGAGCAUGGGCACUUUCUUUCUGCUAAUCCUUUCCUACAUCUUCAUUUUGGUCACUGUCUGGAAACAUUCUUCAGGGGACUUAUCCAAGGCAUUUGUCACUUUGUCAGCUCACAUCACUGUGGUGGUUCUCUUUUUCACUCCAUGCAUGUUUCUGUAUGUGUGGCCUUUCCCCACAUCAUCAGUUGACAAAUACCUGUUCAUUGUUGACUUUGCUAUCACCCCUGCCUUGAAUCCUGUCAUCUAUACAUUAAGGAACAAAGACAUGAAGAUAGCCAUAAAAAGACUGAGAAAAUGGAGAUAUUAUGUCCAAUUUUGCUGA
Otolemur garnettii (small-eared galago) is the source of this 936-nucleotide messenger RNA. RefSeq names its product olfactory receptor 4F15-like. The record is from RefSeq and is a predicted model, not a curated record. Gene Ontology annotation, molecular function: olfactory receptor activity; G protein-coupled receptor activity. Lineage: Eukaryota; Metazoa; Chordata; Mammalia; Primates; Galagidae. Gene Ontology annotation, biological process: G protein-coupled receptor signaling pathway. Bases 1 to 936 code for a protein of 311 amino acids. The transcript has a single exon. Gene Ontology annotation, cellular component: membrane.